Branchiostoma floridae (Florida lancelet) is the source of this 629-nucleotide messenger RNA. RefSeq names its product cGMP-dependent 3',5'-cyclic phosphodiesterase-like. The record is from RefSeq and is a predicted model, not a curated record. Lineage: Eukaryota; Metazoa; Chordata; Leptocardii; Amphioxiformes; Branchiostomatidae.
CGUUUUCCAAAAAUUUGCAUAAUCUGGAGGAUUACGCUGGCCAAUCAGCUGGGAUUAUUACCAAAACAUGACUAGAUGAUCGCUCGACCGACUGCGGGUGAUGCAGGUCACACAGGGACGAAACUUUGCCAUCAAAAACAGCUUUCAGCCGGCUCGUUGAACGUCUGCCAGGGGAGACCAUGGCCACGAUCGCCGUGCAGAGGCUGCUGGGCGCCCUGCGCGGGCUGGCGGGCUGGUGGUGGGGUCACGCCGCGGCGGAGACGGGCGAGCUCCACUCUUUACAGGAUGCUCUGCUGCAGCUAAGUGGUGUGAUUGACCUUGAUGGGCUCAGGAGAGCGGUGGAGGAAGCCAUCGGGACGAUCAUCCCAAAUGUGCAUGCCACAGCUGUCUACCUGCUUGACUUGGAUUCCAGGCAGUUGUGUUGCCAUGGCAACAGGCUACCAGUGCUUCCUGCUGAAGGAAUCAUUCAGGAAGCUGUGAGUCAGCAGCAAUGUCUGACCAGAGUCCACCCCCCACCUGAUGACCCAGUGUGCAGAGUUCUACAGCUCAGCCAGUGUGAGGAGGACAUUACAGUAAUCUGCUAUCCUGUGCUGGACAGAGAAGGCAGUGAACUCCUGGCAAUACUGUUG